Hylaeus volcanicus is the source of this 4301-nucleotide messenger RNA. It is a transcript of the gene Sas-4, whose product is annotated as centromere protein J. Lineage: Eukaryota; Metazoa; Arthropoda; Insecta; Hymenoptera; Colletidae. Gene Ontology annotation, cellular component: centrosome; centriole; nucleus. The transcript has 3 exons. The record is from RefSeq and is a predicted model, not a curated record. Gene Ontology annotation, molecular function: tubulin binding. Gene Ontology annotation, biological process: centriole elongation; cilium assembly. The coding region runs from base 389 to 3931 and encodes 1180 amino acids.
AGUUGGAGAACAACAAAGAACAAGUGUCUCUUGUAUUAAUUGGAAAAAUUGGAAUACCUUAAUUGAGUCGAUUUGUACAAUUUUAACCAAUGACUCCAGACAUGAAUGUUUCAAAUGAAUUUUAAGACUUGAUAAAGAAAAAGAAUAUUUUAAUAUGAGUUGAAGAAAUAAUAAAAUAAGUUAAAAAAGGUAUUUAUAAAACUGUAUUUUCUUAAUGUUGCAGUAUACUUUACAUUUAUACUUGUAUCUACAUGCAUAUAUGUGCAUAGAUUAGUUUUCAAAAACAUAAAGAUUCUUUAAUCGUUUUGUACAUAUAUACAUUUCAUUCAGUUUAAUACUAUACACAUAAAGUUUGUUACAUGUAACGUAUUAUUACAAAAAAAAAAAAAUGAAUGUAGAAGCAACCAUCUUUGAACGAUUACAAAAAUUAAGAGAAUGGCAAUUGGAGCAACAAGAACGACUAAUGAAACAGCAACAGAUGCAAAGAGAUUUGUUAACUCAAAAGCAAGACUCUAUGUAUAAAGCACUUGAACUAUCAUUGCAAGAACUUGAUCUGGAUGAAACUGUAGAGCAUACAAAUAAUUCAAAUAAAACUGAAAUCACUGGAGAGACUGACGAUGAAGAUUUAAUUAGGAUUCAUAAUGAAUCACAAAAGGGAGAGAACCAUGCAGAAAUGAUAAAUAAUAAUGAAUCAUUUUUUCAACAACAGUUAUCUAAGAAAGAAUCACAGGAAGAAGUAAUUAGUAUUGAUAGUUAUGCAAAUGAACAAUCCAUAGGUAAGGUAAUGUUUGAUGCGAAAACUGACACAAGUUUAACAUUACUUUCUCCAAGACAUGGGAAAAGAAUAGAGGAAUUUAUCAUAGAUGGAGUGGCACCAUUACCAUCUAAUAAAACACCGAUUAAGAAUAUUUGCAUUGAUGAUAUACCAGUUCCUUCUCCAAAAAAAGAUUUCAACACAUUACUUGAAGAAAGAUUAAAAGACUGUGGAAAUAUAUCUUGUGAAAGGCCUAAUAAUAAUUCAGUAUGUAAAGUAAAAAGACCAUUUUUAAAGAAAGGAGAAGGUUUGUCCAGAUUUAAAUUAAAUAGAGAGUCACUAUUCCCUAGGAUAAAAAGUAGAUCACGCAGUGCAUCAUUUUCUACUAGUACGCAAUCUAAUUCUAAGCAUUCUACAAUCAAACCUAGAUAUAAUAAUACUACUGGAUCUUCGAGAAAUACACACUAUACAAAUUCACCACAAAGACAAUUAUGUUUAAAGAAUGUUCCAUUACCAAAAAAGAAAAUUCGUAGCAAGUCUGAGUCUAGCGCUUCGAUUAAACAGUCGGAAAAUUAUAUUAACAAAGUCAAAAGUAAAGUUGAAUUGAAUACUUCAGCUACUCAUUCAGGAACACAAGAAGAAAUGGAGGAAGUAAGAAUAUUUGAAUUGCUAGAAGAAAAAGCAGAGAAUUCUAGCUUCUGUUCUACAUCUAGUACAGUUGUUGCAUUUCUACAACAGUCAACACCAUUUAAAAAGAAAAAAGGGAGUUUUAGUACAGGAAAUCGUAUAGUUAAUAUACAACAACAUACUAGUCCAGUAAUUAAAAGUCCAAAAAGUCAGUCAGUUUUAAAGUCCAAUCAUGCUUACAUAUGUACAACUUCUAAUAAAAGCAACAACUCUUAUUGCGAUCUAAAACCACUUAUGACUCAAAAAGAGUUACACUCAUCUUUAAUGAAGAAUAAUAAAAUGGCAUAUAGUACACAUAAAAGUAUAACUCCUUUAUUAGAUGGUAAAGAAAAUACUUUGCUAAAAGAUCAAGUUCAAUCAGCACACAACGAACAAAACUGUUACGAUGUUCCUAAUGCUCAGAAUGAUGUAGACGUUAGUCUUCAUGUUAGGUUUUCUGAAUAUAACGAGUACAAAACUAUUGGAUUAACAGAUUCAUCUAGUAUAUCAACCGAGUCAUUGACAAUACAAAAUUUCUGUGAUGAAAAUGCAUGGAGCGAUCCUUUAACUUCGGAAGUAUCUGACACAGAAAUAAUGCCAAUGGCAUUGGAGGUACCACAGUCACCAAUAGCGAUACACAACAAUGAAGCAGAAUUUUCAGACACUAUUGAUCAAUCACCCGAUGAUGAACAGAGUAUUUUAGAUGAAUACAAUGAAAAAAACGUAACACCACCGAAUGCUAAUAAUUUUCAUUGUAUUGAAACAUCAAGGAAAUGCAUAGAAGAGUAUAACAGUAGAGAAGUAGAUAAUUGUAAUAAUAUAGCUGUAACCGAAGAUCAAGAAAUUGUAAAAACUUUUCAAGAAACGAACGAAACCAUAUUCAAAUCGGAACUUUUAAAAAAUCGUCUACUGGAGCUUGAACAAGAGAUUAAUAUAUUUCGUAAAGAAAACGCAGCUUUAACUGUUCAACGAAAAAAAUUACAAGAAGAUCAGAAAACUUUACAUAAAGAAUAUUCAGAAAAGGAAAAAACCUUAGAAGAAAGUAUAAAACAAGCAGAAGAUCGUUUACAAGAAGAUAGAAGAAAACUAAUUCGUGAAAAAGCUGCAUUGGAAAAUAGAAUGCGGGAUGCACAAGGGAAAGCUCAACAAAGUAAAUUAGAGAGACAAGAGAUACAAAAUUUGAGACAAGAAUUAGAAAAAUUAAAGGAUGAAGUAUGUAUAAAAGAAAGAAGAUGGACUGCUGCACAAUCCAGACACAAGUGUCAAGUGAGAAUAUUAAAAAUGGAAAAUUUAACGUUGAAACAAGAAAUUGAGAGACUACAAAAUUUGAAGAAAGGUAAUGUUAGAAAUAAAGGAAAACCCGGAACUUUUUCAAACGCUAAGGCAAUACAUCAGAUUAAUAAAAAGCUUAAUGUAGAGUUUAAAGAAAGUAACAAUACUAACAAUAAUUCACCAGAUGAUAGUGAUCAUAAGUUGAUAAAAUCAAUGAUGAAUGCAACUGGUAUGAUUGAUACUCAAAGUAUAGAUGAUUGUUAUGAAACCGACAUAAAUGAAAAAUUACAGAAAUAUCAAUCAGGUAUGGUAAAUGUUGCUAAAAAACGUAAUUUAUAUAAAAAUCUAAUUAAAGAAGCUACGUUUGAUUUAACAGCCGUUCAAGAACAACCUUGUACUUCAGAAAAUGUAACUGAGCCUAUAUCUGAUUUAAGUAAUAAGUUAAAAAAUAUAAAUAGUAUAGAUAAUGGUUCUGAAAAAUCAAAUAUAUACAUUGAUGUUCCACCUUCUAAUGAUACCAACACGAAUAGCAAUAUUCAAUCACUUGUACAAAAUGAAAAUGCACAUUUCGUAUCUCCUACUACAAUGUCUCAUGAAGAUCACAAUCAAAAGUCAACAUCAUCUGAUGAAAUAUUAUCAAGUGGAUAUGUGACAAAUAUAUCUUCCCAAAGUAGUUCUAAUAUUGAUAAACAAGGUGUAAGACAGAUUCAACAUCCUGAUGGACGUAUUGAAUAUUGGUAUCCAAAUGGAAAUGUUAAAAAAGUCCUUCCUGAUCAAGGUUUAACAAAGUUGAUAUAUUACAAUGGAGAUGUUCGUGAAACUAAUAAAAAUGGACAAGUAAAGUAUUACUAUGCAUCGACUCGUACGUGGCAUACAACAAUGCCGGAUGGCUUAGAGAUUUUAGAAUUUGCCGAUGGUCAAGUAGAGAAACGAUUGCAUAGUGGUACAGUAGAAGUAUCGUUUCCAGAUGGUUCAGUUCGAAUUUUAGAAUCAGAUGGUACAGAAAACUGGACGUUACCGAAUGGGACAUUAAUUCAAACUUUUACUAAUGGAGAAAAAAUUCUUACGUUACCAAAUGGACAACGAGAAAUACAUACUAAAGCUCAUAAGAGACGAGAAUAUCCUGAUGGUACUGUUAAACUCAUCUAUCCUGAUGGUAUUCAAGAAACACGGUAUUCAAAUGGUAGAAUACGCCUUAAAGAUAAAGAUGGUAAUCUUUUACAGGAUUCAUAUCAAUAAGAAUUGCAAACGUUGUCCUAGAUACAUGAUUAAAAGUAAUUCAUUAAAGAUAAUAGAAUUCUAUUUAACAUUGUGUAUAUGGUAUAUAAAUGUAUUUUAAGUAAUAGUCAUCAAUAAAUUAAGAUGGUUUGGUCAAAAAUGAUAACAGUUCAGAUCGUCGCAUAGCUUUGAAAAGUUAAAAUUUUGAAAAUUGUAUAUAUAAAAUCACGUGACUUGCGACAAGAGUUGAUUGGUUCGCUGAGUUUUCGGCCAGGAGCGUGUCGUAUGUUCGAUGCAUAAGUAUAUUGUUAUCUGUUUCACUCGAGUUAACUUUUUUAUACAUUUUCUCUAGUCUUAUUUCUUAUCUAUUUAUGUACAAUCGUCCUUCCGU